Oncorhynchus keta (chum salmon) is the source of this 568-nucleotide messenger RNA. Its product is annotated as C-X-C motif chemokine 13. The record is from RefSeq and is a predicted model, not a curated record. Gene Ontology annotation, biological process: antimicrobial humoral immune response mediated by antimicrobial peptide; cellular response to lipopolysaccharide; neutrophil chemotaxis. Bases 216 to 548 code for a protein of 110 amino acids. Lineage: Eukaryota; Metazoa; Chordata; Actinopteri; Salmoniformes; Salmonidae. The transcript has 4 exons. Gene Ontology annotation, molecular function: chemokine activity; CXCR chemokine receptor binding. Gene Ontology annotation, cellular component: extracellular region.
UAAACACUAUCCAAUCUUAACCACUGAAUCUCUACUUGUUCUACUCAGCAUUUACCAUGUUUUGACUAGAUUUUUAUAUCCUCCAAAAGUCUGAUCUUCAUUUUGCGUGAAGACGAGGGAUUCCCCCACACUUCCUUUUUUUGCAGCAAUAUAAACCCAGAGACAACAUUCAGUUUCAGUCGACACCAGCCGACCACAGCCAACACAGACUCAAGAUGCCUUUCAAGCCACACUACCUGUUGGUGUCCCUGACUCUCUGCUGGUUCGUGGCUCUUCAAGCAUUCCCCAUGAACGGCUGUGCUGCAUGUCAGAAGUGUCGCUGCAUCCGGACGUCCUCUGCUUUCAUCUCUCCUCGGCUGUUCCACAGGAUAGAGAUCCUACCUCCAGGUGCCCACUGUCGUCAAACAGAGAUCAUCGUUACCAAGAAGGACAAAGCCACCGUCUGUGUGACUCCAGAUGCAAGAUGGAUCAACAAAGUCAUUGGCAAGUUACAAAGUACCAACAAGAAGAAGAGAAGUGCAGAACUUCCUCAUCUCAACCACCAUUGAGUGAAUUGGAACAGGAAUGU